This is a messenger RNA of Brienomyrus brachyistius, 1887 nucleotides long. RefSeq lists its product as uncharacterized. The coding region runs from base 1 to 1887 and encodes 628 amino acids. The record is from RefSeq and is a predicted model, not a curated record. Lineage: Eukaryota; Metazoa; Chordata; Actinopteri; Osteoglossiformes; Mormyridae. The transcript is spliced from 5 exons.
AUGAUUGAGGUGCGGGAGGAGGCUCAGCUGUGGUGUCUGGAAGAGUUUCCCAGAAACCCGAAGACCACCAAAUUUAGGGGCAGCAGUGAUCAUGUACACUGUUCCGCCUUACAAGCGCAGGAAGCAAAUUCUGCCACCUUGGAGGAUGUCCUUAAGGUAAUAGCUGACCAGGGGAAGGCCAUUAAUACUGGUAGCCAGGUGAGCACCAUUACUGAGAAAUUCUUUCGAAAAUACUUGCAUGGAGAGGAUGAGGAUAUGCUUCCCACCUCUGGCUGGCUUAGAUUAACAGCCGCCAAUGGACUAGACAUACCUUAUCUGGGUUAUCUGGAGUUAGAGGUAAUAGCAAUGGGCUUAAAGCUGCCCAGUUGUGGCUUUCUGGUGGUCAGGGAUCCAGUUAGUACUGAACAGUCUUUACCCUGCAUUGUGGGAAUGAACAUUAUCAGUCGGUGUAGGGAGCUGGUUUAUGCAGAAUUUGAUACUACGCUGGGUGGAAAAUUGGAUUCUGAUUGGAGAGACGUUUUUCAGAGACUGCAGAAGUGUAGUGUUGACCGUAAGUCAGUGGUCCGUGUAGCUGGGAAGUUCCCAGAACACAUACCUGCUGCAUCCGUAGCCACGAUCCAGGUCGCUAAGGGUGCACAUGACGGUCUGAUGUUGUUUGAGCCACUUAGCACGCCAUUACCGAGGGGUCUGAUAGUAAUUCCCACACUGGUAGAUCCGUCCAGUCCCGUGAUGCAGUUACCAGUUCUGAAUCUCUCACAAGAAGAUGUAUGGCUCCCGCCUAGGGCCCGGUUGGGUGUCCUGUCGAAAGUGGCGUGUAUAGAGAAUGAAUCACAAUGUGCAGUGAAAUUUCAGCGGAUCGCGGCUAGCGUUGAGCAAGUUACAGUUGUUGUUCCUGGUUGUAACGGUGAUUUAUCUGUUCUAGAGACACUUGACCUUGGUGGUAAUGAGGAACAAAAGGUUCAGUUGAAGGCACUGCUGGCCAGGUAUAUUGACAUAUUUGCAGUAGAGGACGAGGACCUGGGGUAUACGGACAGGGUAAGGCAUGAAAUUCACCUAACAGAUGAUGAUCCUGUUACCCAGCCUUAUCGGCGAAUACCGCCCACCCAGUAUGGUGAAGUUAAGGAGCACAUUUCUAAACUCUUAAGCAAAGGUGUUAUUCAGGAAAGCAGUAGCGCCUAUGCAUCACCUAUAGUGUUGGUAAGGAAGGCAGAUGGCAGCCUACGGCUGUGUGUGGAUUAUAGGCGGUUAAAUCAGAAGACCAAAAAGGAUGCCUUCCCCUUGCCGCGAAUUGAUGAAAGUUUUGAUGCCCUUCGGGGGGCCCAGUACUUCUCUACCAUUGAUCUGGCGAGUGGUUAUCAUCAGGUGGCGGUAGAGGAGCACGAUAGGCAUAAGACUGCUUUCUCUACUCCUUUUGGAUUAUAUGAGUAUCUCAGAUUACCAUUUGGUGUUUGCAAUGGACCUGCAACGUUUCAAAGGCUCAUGCAGGCCACUAUGAACGAUCUUGUCUUCCAAAUCAUGCUAGUAUACCUUGACGAUAUAUUAGUGUAUUCUCAGACAUUCCCGGAACACUUAGAGAGGCUUGACAGGGUGCUUAGGCGUCUCAAAGAGACAGGCCUUAAAGUGAAAUUACAGAAGUGCCAUUUCCUCCAGACCGAGGUAGUCCUGAGGGACAUAGUCUAUUGUCCAAAGAUUGAAGUGGAUGCCCUGGUGUACUUGCGUGAUCGGCCACUAGGUCGCAACAAGAUACAGGAUGCAUGGAAGCCCACGGUUCACAGGGUUGUGGAAGUUUUGGGUAACACCUACACUGUAGAGCCAGUGGAGGGAGGUCCUUGCAAGAGGGGACCGAGUCAGAUGUUGGAGAUGCAGAGGAAGAUGUCUUCCUGGUGA